Molecule: messenger RNA, 1154 nt
Organism: Penicillium crustosum
Lineage: Eukaryota; Fungi; Ascomycota; Eurotiomycetes; Eurotiales; Aspergillaceae
Product: mitochondrial 54S ribosomal protein uL5m
Exons: 3
Coding region: 1-1107 (368 amino acids)
Biological process (GO): translation
Cellular component (GO): cytosolic large ribosomal subunit; ribosome
Molecular function (GO): structural constituent of ribosome; RNA binding
Source: RefSeq, a predicted model, not a curated record
AUGAUCACCAACCCAUCACACCCCAUUUUUCACAGAAUGGCUGCCAGAGAGCCAUCCAGGUACCUAACAAGGGCAUUUCCCCGGGCCUCAGUGCCAUCAAUUCGCCCUCAAGGCUUUUUAUCACGCCGCAAUGUCUCCGAUGAAGCCCCGGUGAGGCGUCUGUCGGACCACCUGACCGAGCUGGAAUCGGCGUCGUCUCUGUCAACGGCUGUCCCAGACAGCGCAGCAGCAUCGUUUGACCCGCUUGCACGGGCAGCCGCUCGCAAGAACCAGCUUCCCCGAGGCCGAUACCAAUUCCGCUCCCCAAAAUACAACCGUGGUCCCCUCCACCCUCACCAACCGCCGCCACCAUCCCACCCCUCCUCCCGGCUGUUCGUCCCAGGCCCCUUCUCCGCGCCCCGAGCAGAGCAAACCUUCGACUCAACCGUCUCCCCUGACAUCAUGACCCUGUGCUACGUGCACACACCUCCAGGCUUCAAGCCUCCCCCGAAGUCUGCCCGUCUCCGCGAGUGGGACGACAGCUCGCCAUACCACAAGAACCGUGUCCUCCGCGGACCCCGUGGCGGCGACGUCCUGCGUCUUCUCCGCAAGCCGAUCAAGUUCAACAACAUCCCGGAAAUCGAGCGCAUCACAAUCCAUAGUUAUGUCAAGAAUGCCGCGGCUGAGAGGAACUCUUCUUGGUUGCACGUUGCUGGUAUUGCCGUUCAGGCUAUCUCCAAUGUUCGCGUUGAGACUUUCAAGUCCAAGUCUAACGUUGCUCCUUGGGGUAUUGCGUCCGGCCGCGACUCUGUCGCUGUUAAGGCUGAGCUGUACGGCGAGAAUAUGUACCACUUCCUUGGCAAGUUGGUUGAUGUCGUCUUGCCCCGUAUCAAGGAUUGGGAGGGUGUCAAGGGUUCCAGUGGUGAUAGCAGUGGUAACAUUACUUUCGGUCUGAUUCCGGAAAAUGUUGCUCUGUUCCCGGAGCUUGAGGUCAACUACGAUAUGUAUCCUCCCAAGAUGAUCCCCGGUUGCCACAUCACUCUCCACACUACCGCCAGAACUGAUAAGGAUGCACGACUCCUCCUGAGUGCCAUGGGUAUUCCUUUCUACGGCAAGAUUGUGAACUAAAUCGGGUUUACCUGGUGAUUACUCUUGGUCUUUUUAUUAUAUCUCCU